Molecule: messenger RNA, 1007 nt
Organism: Saccoglossus kowalevskii
Lineage: Eukaryota; Metazoa; Hemichordata; Enteropneusta; Harrimaniidae
Source: RefSeq, a predicted model, not a curated record
GUUGAGCGGGAGACUCGAACGAUUCACGCAAAUGUGGUUAAUAUCAGAAGUUGUCUUUUUUUAUUUUAUUUUUUUAAUCGUUGCUGGUAUUGAAUGACGCCCAUUUGAAUACAACAUAUCCACUUAUUUCAGUAUAUUGUUACACUGUUGCCAAUUAUCGUGUUCGGAACAUAUUUGUACCAAGACAGUGAAUAGUUGGGCCACGGCCGGCACAGGUCCGAUAUCAGAGGGUAAAAAGUGUUAUGAGCAAACAAAGAAAAAGAAAAUCAAUGAAGACUGAUCACCACCAACCGCAGCCAUGUGAUGUAUGGCUAACAACCAGGGGAAGAGAAAAGAUUGACCCAUCUGUGAAAAAGAAACCAAGGCUUCAUUUUGCAAGUGAUAUUGUCUUUACAAAAAUGCCUGCAUUUCAGCAGCCUACCAGACAAUCUAAAGUUUCAACAUUCUUUAAGUCGUGUGUGCCAAUAACAGGAAAAUGCACAAAGCAGGACGCAGAAGCAUAUUCAAAUUGUUCAUUUGAGACUACAGAGGGCAGUGUUUCUGAAGGUGAUGGUCAAGAUGUUGAAAAUGAUGAGGAGAGAGAACAAGAAGCGAUAUUAAAUCAUUUAAAUAACAAGUUUUCUGAUAAACAUGAUGAAUCCAAGAAUGCAGUAUCAAAUAUUCAUGGUAAAUAUACAUACAAGAAAAAUCAAGAACUCUAUAAAGAUUUUGAUGAGGACGUAGCAAGAUACAGCUCAUCUGAGGACCCUUCUUCAAAAAAUCUGCCAUGCUCUGAGGACCCCAUCUUGACAGAACUGGAUUUCACAGAAGACGAAGAAGGAUACAUGCGAAUCAGACAAGAUUUUGCGAUGACUAGAAAGGAGAAUGGAGUCUACAGUGAUUGUGUACAUGGGACAAAAGAUUCUUGUAAAGUUUACGAUGAGCAUCCUGAUUCUGAUAUCGAUAUAUCAUCCAUGCCCACGUUUACAGAGGACACGCAGGGAUAUCUGAGAAUAGUAAAAAAAUAA